CUGACUGCGGAUGAAGCCAUAUCUGUAACAGUUUUACACCUCUGGACACCGCUGGUCUCCGCAUGUUAGGGUAUACCAUAAACUAAAAGUGUGGCAGAAAUAUUGUGUCUUUAAGUUUUACAUAGUGACUACAAAGAUACCAAGAAUCUCCGAUAUUGUCUUAACAUUUCAGUAUAGGCUUGGAAAUCAAUUAUAAAGCCUGUUUCUCUCGUAGCCGCUGUAAUCUCAAUUGUAAAACACUAGCUGCUUUCGUUAUGUUAAAUAGAAAAUAUUUUCUCACAGACUUGCUACAACAACAUACUGUAAACAUGGGACAGUUUUGAAAGCAAGAUAGUACCUCGUAAACACGUCGGGUUAUAAACGAUACAUUAUGUUUUAUCAGAAACGGGAAAAUGCGGAAGCCUGUAAAAACUUUCAUCCGAGUAAGCGGUAAAUACAAGUUGUUGACCUUUUAUCUCCUGUUGAUUUGUGGAACUUACAUUUUAUGAACUUUCUGAAUAAUAUAGUACAGUGAACACAUUACUAUACUCGUGUUGUAAUGUACUACAAAAGUAAUGGGGAAAAAAUUGCGUUUUCUGACCUUCGGCGAUAGUCGACUUCAUACAUAGAUUCCUGUUCUCUGACUCUCCACUUUCAACACUUGAAAAUUCGUGGAGUUCACCUCAUUUGCGAUAUACACUCCUUUACUAUAGAGACUUAAGGCACGCGAGUUCAAACCGGGCCUUGAACAAGGUUAGAUUCCCCCGUUUUGGCAGCUUGUGUGGCCCCGGCAACGAUCGUGUGGCUGUUUGCGUCGUCCAACAUUCUCAAGUUUAAAGACCACUUGCCUUCCACCAGUAUUGGUGUAAAUCCUUAUACAUGUCUGAAAGCACAGCUAAGGACAAGCCAGGUUAAUCAUUACUCUACAGUAUUUUGAAUAGCCAGAAUAUGUGGUAAUUCAGUAUUUUUGAGCAACUUUAAGGAUACAGGAAACGUUUAGUUUUUAUUUCUUAAUAUGGCUUGCACAUAUAUAGUCUGACCUAGUAUAUAAUAGUACAACAAAGCUGUUUUCCUAAAGCUCAGCGGUUAGUCAGGAACAUAAAGGAUACAUUAAAAGGUACUAUAAAGCGAACAAUAUGGACAUUAAAAUGAUGAAAGAUAUGCCAAAAGAAAUGGAAAAAAAUUUUUUUUGACCCCUUUAUUUUAUGCAUAUUUUCCGUCAAUGGUCGGAAAUAUUCGGAAAUGACGUCAUCGAUGAACACAAUAGGAACGUGGGACCAGCUCAGCGCACAUCAAUUCAGGCUUUCCAGGGAACCAAGUGUCUUUGCACGUAUCAUCGUUGACAUGACCACGACAGACUACUCAAUAUCCGGACUGAUCGCUGGCGCCUGAGGAAAACUGUAGUUUAAAGCCAUUUUUAGCAUGAGGAAUCUUAACGAAAAGCCGGCGGUAAUGUCUUCUGGUCACAGCUCACAGUUACCUCAACCUAUAAACCUUAACGGCGUUUUAUCAGCAUGAAAUUCUUGAAUGCCAGUAGAAUUUAAUCCAUCAAUUCAGAAAUAAAUAUAAGAGGAAGCAGCUUGUUUAAAUAUAUAAUUUUAGAUCAGUUCGAACAAUUCGGAUCACACAUUCAAAUAAACCUUUAUCUGUAUAAGCAACAAAAGACUAUACAGGAAACAUGUUUACCUAAUCCUGAACAAUAAUUUAAAAAAAAUGACUGAUUUUUGGGUGUCAGUUAGUCCAAGAGUUACUAAAAUGACGUAAUAGAUUUCUGAUUUUCAUAAUUCUGAUGAGCUUAAGAAAGGUGUCAGCGGAUUUUUUCGGAAAGCAUAGGCUAAUAUCCUACUGGGAAAAUUUAAGUUUCAGCAGUAUUGUUUGCUGACAUUUGUUUGACCCAUAAAUAUAUACUUCGGCCGCCAGUUUAGAUCUUUUACCACAAUCAUAAUUCUCUCCAGGAAGGCUUUUCAUCAGGACUCUGCUAUUAAAACGAGCAGGAUGUUUGUGCAGCUAGAGGACAGGUGAUCAAUGUCAUCGAUGCAUUUUAUAGCGUGUUACCCAAUACUGAUGUACAGCACGUAGAGAGUUGUAAUGGCGACAGAGAGACUGUAUAUCAGAUAACACCACUGAGGGGUUAUAUUAUAGAUAAGCAUGCAUGCCGUGCCAAUCUGAAAGAAAACGAAUAAAGAUGUCAGUGUAUGUACCAGGUAUGUCUAUGCAGCAGUUGUCACGUCAUACUCUAUGAACCGUUUGUCAAGAAGCAUACAUUAUACAUGAAAAUGUCUCGAGACUUCUGUGCGGCUUUUAACCGAAUCCUUGCUUAAACUUGAAAACCUGAAUACAUUGUGGACUGGUACCAUCAUAACAAACACGACCAGGCCUACUGUGCCUUUGAAAACAUACCGACUGUGCUGGAUACUGUAUAUAUUUACUCAUGCAGGCAAGAGCAAAAAAAUACAAACGUGAGCCCGAGUAUGAUAAGGCCCACUAAAGUUUCCUGGUGAUAAGAUAUUGUAUACAAAUGAUCAGACAGGUAUCAGAGAAAGGUACAGGCUGUAAAGGACGAGCACCUGUCUAUAUGGCAGUCCACAUGAAAUCAUUUCUGGUUUCACUGCUUCUCUGGAAUUUCCUUCACCCCACUGUUCUGGCACAAGCGUCUCACAGUUGUUGGAGUAAGGUAAAGAAUUUGUGCAUAACCACAAAGAAUUUUACUGCUUGGAGAGAUGCUCGGGACCAUUGCAUUGAUCUUGGUGGGAAUCUAACCAUUCCUAGAAAUGACACCAAACACCUUCAAAAUGCCACACGUUUGGGUGACAAGGUAUGGGUGGGAGGUCGGACCACCAGGGUAUGGAUAAAAGAUAAAUCCUUUUAUUACUUCGGUGACUGGACAGGAUGCGUUAACAGUGCAAAUCAUUCACAUCGGUUCAGACAAAGUAAUGACCUGAGUGAAUGUUUAUACUCUUGUUAUCGCUUCAGUUAUGCUCUUAUGCAGAGAGGACAGUGUGCCUGCUUGGACAAAUCCCUACCAUCAAGACGUACCAAUUGCACAGACCCAUUUAUGUGGUCCUCAUCCCUACAAAAUAUCGCAGCAAACCAAACUCACCAGUUCUCAAUGUCUGUCGCAGUGAAUACCAAAGAUGCGUUAGAUGCCAAACAUUGUGGCCAAGGUCAAGCCAGGAAAAGGAGACGGUUUUGGAGACGAACGCGCGAUUGUGGUCAGGCUCGCACCUCAUUAUGUCAGUUUGAUAAUUCCACAGGGGACAGUGAAAUACAAUACGGGCGUUUUUUCUUGAAACGACUUGGUAAGGAGCAGUCGUGGGUUUCUAGUCGCCAAAUCUGCGAAAAGGAGAGCGGAGUAUUGGCCAAGCUUGACUGGCAGUCCCCCCUGAUGAAAGCAAGUUUUUUUGAAACGUUUAAAGGACACUGGAUGUGGUUGGGUCUGGACAGUGUUAGAUGGUAUUUUAUAAAUGGACAGCCGGUGGCGUCGUCUUGGCCUAAUUUCAACACGGGAGAGCAUGAAAAGUGCCUGGUAUGGGGAGAGUCUGAGCUUAUAUCUGUUCAGUGCUCCGGAGUUAUGGAAUUUCCGGCGGCUUGUACAUUGCCGUACGAAGCUCCACCGAAAACAGACGUCACGAACGAUGUGACCAGCACGUCAGAAUCUGAAAUGACGUCGGCCAUGAGGGACACUCUGACAACUGAAAACAGUGGUAUGUAUGUUGGAAUCGGUGUCGGUUUGGCGGUUAUAGCUGCCCUAGUCUUGGUUGUGGUUGUGGUAUGGAGUGUUCGACGAAAGAGGCACAGACCAGGGAAACCUUCCAAUCUCCAAAGCCGGCAACGGGCUGCACAUGUGGGCCAUGGAAUAACUCCCAUGAAGCAGAUUGGAUCGCAAGGAAUCGUGGAUGGAGAGGAGAAUUCAUAUGUGAAUCCACACACCACAACAGAUGCUCCCAAUCUGGACGAGAUGUAUGCUAAGGUAGUCAAUAAGCCAUUAACACAGAACAAGAUGACCAGUGACGUGAAGACUGAAGACGACUACGACAGACUUGCUGUUUCUAAGGCGUCUGGUCCUCUUACAUGUCACAAUGCGGCUACUUCAUUAUAUUCGGUUGUUUCACCAGAAGAUAUUACUUACGUUAAUUGUGACAAGACCACAGUUGUCUCCCCUUACCAUCAUCUCGUCUUCGAAGACAGUCCUGGUGUAAAGGAUACCGCCUGUUACGAUCAAAUGGAUAUUCAUAAUGUAGGACGUACCCGAGAGCUAGAUAUGUCAUCUUUGUAUAACCACGUGACCGAAGAAAAUGAUAACUAAAAAACCUAUUUAGCGACGAGGCGUUCGUGUGUAUAUUACUAGAGAGAGCGCACAUCUGGGUAUCUUUACUCGCAUGAGGCAGCAAGGAGACGACGAGGUGAAAAGAUAACAUGGGAUGGUAUAGGGAAAUGAAUAAAAGUGGACGAUAUUUGCUGAGAACUAUUUCUCAUAAUAACCGGAAAUUAUAGCAGGCUUUUGUUAGACGACAGAAAAUCUCAAAUGAGUACGUAAAUUAUGAACGCAAACAACGUGUAUUAUUGGGCUACCGUGGGAGAGUUUAGUGUUGACUUUCCUGUUAUAUGUUUAGGUAUUUAGACAAUAUUUUCACUUCUGUGGCGCAGUAAUUGCCCGGCUGUUCACGGCUAUAACCAUGUGAUUUAAUCCAUGCCCAUCGCCUUAAGAGCUGCAUGGGGAUCUCUAGAUGGCAAUCAUGACACUUAUGUGGCUAUUACCAGCCGAUAUCCACAGUAUAAGAUCUUUUAUGGGUCUAGACAAGAAGUUCCAUGUACAUUUCUUUGUAUGUACGGAUAGUCUUUGUGUAGUUGUAUAUUUACAAGCAGCAUACACCAUUAGAUAGAUAAGAUACACCAUUAUGUCAUUCUGGCUGUGUAUACCUGUGCCGGAAAUUGGUAGGUUGUCGUAGAUACGUGGGAUUGUAGGCUGGUUUAACAUUGUAUAUUUUUCUAAAAACAGCUGCCCGAAGAAAAGAGUGUCUAUUGAUAGCAGGUGAUAGACAGCACAGACUUAUAUUAUUCAGCUGUUACAAAAACGUUCAUGCUUUCAGUUCCUAUAAUUUAUUCAAAUAACAAGCAUAAUAGGCCUUUCACAAAUUUUCAGUGGGUCCAUCCAUUUGUCUCAAUGACGAACCCUUUUCAACAUUACCUAAACAAGAUGAAUUGUUGAUCUCGUCUUAUAUCUUAAUGUUGACGUGACUUGUAAGGACAUUCAAAUGUCGCAUGCUGCCACUGUUAACACGCAUACAGUGUCCUUUGACAACUAAUAUCAACUCUUCUUAAUUAUAUAUCUCCCUAUACAGAUGAUAUAAGAGAGCUUUAGCACAAUUCAAAUUUUACGAUGUUACCAUUUAAAUGAAUAAUAUAUUUGCAAUGAACUAAACGUGUAUUUUGAUGUUUCACUAAUCCUACUUUUAUUUUUUCAGAAUUUACAAAUCGUAUUAUCAAAAGCAAACAUCAUCCCUAUUUCUUACUGGUUACAAAUAGUGCCUUUCAUCUGACUGUAAACAUUCCAAGCCUUAGUUCUUACACGUACGCGGACAUGUGAUGGCUCUGCAAAAUACGC
Messenger RNA from Liolophura sinensis, 5584 nucleotides. RefSeq lists its product as uncharacterized. The coding region runs from base 2498 to 4285 and encodes 595 amino acids. Lineage: Eukaryota; Metazoa; Mollusca; Polyplacophora; Chitonida; Chitonidae. The transcript has 10 exons. The record is from RefSeq and is a predicted model, not a curated record.